UGUACAGCCACAUUUUUGUCUCGACAGUUGAAUCCCUGCACAGUGGUGCUCUCACCGUUUGAAAAUUCUCUGUACAGUUGAUCAUUUGUACAGUUGAACAAGUACGAACGGAGCCCCCCCGGGUAGGUAAGCACCUAUACUCCUAGGAGCUGUAAUGUGUGUCGGUGGAGUCCGGUCUUAUAAUAGCUAACCUAUCGUCCUCAAACCAGUCGGGAAGGUAGCGCUUUCUGCGCCUCAGUAACGAAAAAACGUUUAUUGAAUUUUCGAUACGUUUUCUGCCGUUUCUUCGGUCGUUUUCGAUUUGAAAUUCUGUGAAAAAAGUAUAAAUUAGUUUGAUGUCUAUCCAAUUUUUUCGGUACCAAUUUUAUAAGCUCUAUUUUCAUUCGACUUUUUUGAAGAGAAGAAAAUAAAGAAAAAUUUAUAAAAUCUUUACAAGCUUGAGUCAGCAAAGUUUGCUACAGAAAUGAAAUUCUAUUGGCUUUUUAUACUAGUUCAAUUUUUCUAUCGUUUCGGAUUUUCUAUUAUAAAACUUCGUGCGUGUAACGAAGUGCAUAUUGAGACAAAAUAAACCUUAUCGUACAUGUGAAGAUAAAGUCAUCCGAAUCCCAGGACAGAGACCAGGGACAUGGAAUUACAUAUAUCGUCAAUUUAAACACUAUGCCGAUAAUUCCCUGACAGUUCCGGGUAGACCAUGUUUCCGCUGUGCUUAUCGACGUAACGGAUGUCAAGUUGCCAUUUGGGAAUUGCCGGAUGGUACUGUCAUUGAAAAUGGAAAGACACACCAGCAUGCUCCAGAUGUUGAGGCUAUGCAGCGCAACGAAUUCGUAACAGAGAUGAAUGAGGCUAUUCGUGCCGGGGGGACAUUACAAAGUGUAACGCACCACUUGACUGAGAGAUUCCAUAGCUUGCUAACACAUAAUGCGAUACACCAGAAGGUUCGUCGUGCUAUGCGUCCUACCAGUAUUCCCAUAGAGCUGGAUGAUUUUGCUAACUGCAUAAAAAAUUCCAGUUCUGAGGACAAAUGUGUGUUACAAGAAUCUGUAUUUACUAAAAAUGGGGGUGCGUUAAUUUUUGCAAUACCAGAUGUGAUCUCUACAAUAAAAGCCGAAUCCGACAUCAUCAUCAAUCGUGUCGCGACCGUACUUCCGGAUCCAUGGAAUGCUGACAUCCUUAUUAUUCAUCUUGUCACAAGAAAAGACGACUUAUCCUCGACAUACGGCUGUUUCAUCGCAUAUCUAAAAGGUCCCUCAGAGGAGCUUUAUAAACAAGUUCUUCGAAAGAUUGUGACUCUGGCACCUGCCCUGUUAAGCGUGAAGACGGUGAUGACAAGUGUGGAUGAAGCAUUGCGGAACGCCGUUGGUGCCAUAUUUCCAGAAGCCAGUCUGGGUAUAUUAUGGUGUGAUUUUGUUCGAGCAGUCGUCGAUCUAUGGCAUGACAGCGGAUUGAGUGGCAGCCCCACAAAAAUCCUUCACCAUCUAUGGGUGUUGGGGGCUAUUGGGAAGGACCAUCUCCAAACCGGCCUUCAAUUCGUGGAGAAGGAAAUAAAGCAGUCGAUUGUUGAAUUUCCUAAACUUGGAAUGCUGUUCUAUGUAUUUAAAAUGCAGUGGGAACAGCGUCUUCAGCUAUUGGGUGCUCCCUCACAGGUUCUCCAGUUGAGCAAACGAACCGAGAGCUUCGGUCGUUAUAUUGCUUCUACCUUUGCCUACAACAAAAAUAAUGCAGAAAAGUUAACGAGGAAACUGUGGGCAGGUUUGGAGAUGGAGAUGGUGCUAUUGAAAGCCUUUGAAGGUGAUGAGAACAUCAAAGGGAGAGAUAAAACGGUCCCUCACACCAUCCACACUUCCGAUGUGCUAGCUUUGGAAAAAGCUCUUAAAGAGUAUGAACCGAACAGGGUCAAUUUCGAAAGUUUCUUCCUCAAAUGUUUUCGUCCUUCCCUUUUGACAAAAUUGAGCUUCAUGGGAAAAAUCUCCAUUGUUCCACAAAAUAGGGAAAUGGAGGAAUUGGAACCGGCACCCACAAGCAAAAAAAGUCGGACUGCCAAUGUUCCCGUUACGUCUAGUGGCUACCUCAAGAGGCUCUCCCAUCAGUCCGAUUUUGACGAUUCAGUAGCUCCAUCAAAGGGUGGUAAUAAACGCCGAAAAUUGAAGUUCUCUAGCCGCCAGAUUAAGAAUUUUAAUAAGGGCAUGCCCCAUGGUUCUUUGACAUCUUCCUCUAGUAACCGCGAUGGAAACAAGAGGAUUGAUGAAAAGCAUUCAACAAUUGAAGACACUGGAAAAAGUUCAUCCGACGAAGAAAAGUCGUUGUUCGAAUUCGACGGAUUUAUAUUCCAUGUGACAAGAAAAUAGAUGCCACCUCCGUCGAUGAUAAAACCGAUAAAAUAAGAAAUAUCUAUUAAGUAUUAAGAGUGCAUGGCAUGUAUGGACAGGAAUAAACCGUCUGUCUAUAGCUCUAUUUAGUCUAUAGCAAUAUUUUAUAGUUUAUAAAUUUAUAGUUAAUGUACAGUUAAUUAUAGUUAAUAAAUUAUUUUUAUUAAUAGUGAUUUUAAUCACGUA
Messenger RNA from Diachasmimorpha longicaudata, 2552 nucleotides. RefSeq lists its product as uncharacterized. The record is from RefSeq and is a predicted model, not a curated record. Lineage: Eukaryota; Metazoa; Arthropoda; Insecta; Hymenoptera; Braconidae. The coding region runs from base 807 to 2345 and encodes 512 amino acids. The transcript has 10 exons.